Lepus europaeus (European hare) is the source of this 498-nucleotide messenger RNA. RefSeq names its product family with sequence similarity 163 member B (gene FAM163B). The record is from RefSeq and is a predicted model, not a curated record. Lineage: Eukaryota; Metazoa; Chordata; Mammalia; Lagomorpha; Leporidae. The transcript has 2 exons. Bases 1 to 498 code for a protein of 165 amino acids.
AUGACAGCCGGGACCGUGGUCAUCACCGGGGGCAUCUUGGCGACGGUGAUCCUGCUCUGCAUUAUUGCCGUCCUGUGCUACUGUCGGCUCCAGUACUACUGCUGUAAGAAGGAGGACUCCGAGGAGGACGAGGAGGAGCCGGACUUCGCCGUGCACGCGCACCUGCCCCCGCUGCACUCCAACCGCAACCUGGUGCUGACCAACGGGCCGGGGCUCUACCCGGCCGCCUCCACCUCCUUCAGCCAGAGGUCCCCGCAGGCCCGCGCCCUGUGCCGCAGCUGCUCCCACUACGAGCCGCCCACCUUCUUCCUGCAGGAACCCGAGGACGAGGGCGUGCGCAACGGCGGCGAGCGCGUGGCCUACGCCAGCUUCAGCCAGGAGGACCUGGAGCCGUCCCCCGGCGGGGGCUUCGGGGGGCUGCAGGCGCUCAACCCCAGCCGUCUCUCGGCCAUGCGGGAGGCCUUCGCCCGCAGCCGCAGCGUCAGCACGGACGUGUGA